AUGGCGACCGUGUUGUAUUGUCCAUGUAACGUACGUCAACUACUGCCUCCCAUCCGCCGCAACCCAAGUGUAUUUUUUGUUACAACCAUAUUGUCGAAAUCAGCUGAAAACUCGUACCCUACAAAAGCCAUCAUCAAUAGUAGUAGUGUAGUUUGUGCUAUACCUCAGACAUCAUUACUACAGUUUUCUCCGGAUUCGUUGCAGUAUGAACAAGGUAUGGUGGGAGCUGUCCCGGAUGGUUGUGUGUGUGACUCGCCGAUUGGUGCAAUGGAGUACUUGACCGGCAUAUUGACUACCAAGGUUUAUGAUGUGGCGGUAGAGUCACCCCUGCAGCACGCGACAAAGCUGUCGGAGAGGCUUGGAGCUGAUAUAUGGCUGAAAAGAGAGGAUACUCAGCCGGUUUUUUCGUUCAAACUUCGUGGAGCAUAUAACAUGAUGGCAAAGCUUUCAAAGGAACAACUUGCGCAAGGCGUCAUAUGCUCUUCUACUGGAAAUCAUGCUCAAGGGGUUGCUUUAGCAGCCAAGAUUUUAGGCUCCAAUGCACUGAUUGCCAUGCCCUUUACAACGCCUCAAAUCAAGUGGGAGUCGGUUAAGGAUUUGGGCGCAACAGUUGUUCUUGUGGGAGGCACAUACGAUGAAGCACAAACGUAUGCCAAAAAAAGGGCGUUGGAGGAGUAUCGCGCCUUCAUCCCUCCUUUUGAUCACGUGGAUGUUAUAAUGGGCCAGGGAACUAUUGGAAUGGAGAUUGUACGCCAAUUGCAAGGCCCGAUACAUGCCAUAUUUGUGCCUGUGGGUGGAGGUGGCUUGAUAGCUGGUGUUGCUGCCUAUGUGAAGCGGGUUUUACCAGAGGUACGGAUUAUAGGGGUAGAGCCUGAUGACGCAAAUGCAAUGGCUUUGUCGUUGCAUCAUGGCCAAAGAGUUAUGCUUGAUCGAGUGGGUGGCUUUGCAGACGCCGUUGCAGUGAAAGAGGUUGGUGUUGAAACUUUUCGCCUAUGUAGGAAGUUAAUUGAUGGAGUAGUCCUUGUCAGCCGUGACGCUGUCUGUUCAUCCAUAAAGGAUAUGUUUGAGGAGAAAAGGAGUAUCCUUGAACCAGCUGGUGCCCUUGCUCUUGCUGGGGCAGAAGCAUAUUGCCGAUACUAUAACCUCAAGAAUACCAAUGUCGUAGCGAUAACCAGUGGAGCCAACAUGGAUUUCGAUAGAUUGAGAUUGGUAACUCAAAUGCUCACUUAAUCCACUCAACACUGGUUAAAAAAACAAACAGACCCGUAUCACUGUGAUGAAUUGAAGCACAUAUAUAUACGAUUCAAGUUAACAAAAAAAAAGCUCUGAUGAGGGUAUUUUUAAUGACGUUACUGGGAGGAUUCUGUAAAUAUUUUAAGGAACUGAGUGAUAAAAUCAUAAUAGACGAAAGAGAAUAAAUUUCAUCUUGAGAAAAGGAAAGGGCCUAAUUACCUUAUAUGAUAAAAAGUACGAGUAAUU
This is a messenger RNA of Erigeron canadensis, 1479 nucleotides long. Its product is annotated as threonine dehydratase 1 biosynthetic, chloroplastic-like. Gene Ontology annotation, molecular function: pyridoxal phosphate binding; threonine deaminase activity. The coding region runs from base 1 to 1230 and encodes 409 amino acids. The transcript has 5 exons. Gene Ontology annotation, biological process: L-threonine catabolic process. Lineage: Eukaryota; Viridiplantae; Streptophyta; Magnoliopsida; Asterales; Asteraceae. The record is from RefSeq and is a predicted model, not a curated record.